UCUAAUGUUUAUACGUUAGCAGCAGGGCAUUCUGGGAGCUGCAGUUCUCUAAUGUGUAUACGUUAGCAGCAGAGCAUUCUGGGAGCUGUAGUUCUCUUCCUGGUAGCCCCAGAUAAGCCCCUCCCAGUAGGUCAGCUGACUCCCGCCCCUCCAGGUCAUCGUCCUCCUGCUGCUUCCAGUCAGACUCUACAGUCCUCUGAGCUUCUUCAGGUUCUGUCCGUCAUGUUCUGGUGUUUCCGUCUGGUUCUGGGCCUCCUGUUGCUCCGGCCGGCCUCUGCUCAUGUUCUCUCUCCAGUGUUCUUGGACGGCCCGGCAGCCAGCCAGGUUCUGAUCCGGUCCAGGAGAGCCAACAGCUUCCUGGAGGAGAUCAAACAAGGAAACAUGGAGAGAGAAUGCAUAGAGGAGCGCUGUGACUGGGAGGAAGCCCGGGAGAUCUUUGAGAACAGAGAGAAGACGAAUGACUUCUGGGCCAAAUAUGUGGAUGGCGAUGCCUGCGAGUCGCAGCCGUGUGAUCAUGGCGGACGCUGCAAAGAUGGGAUUGGUACUUACACCUGCUACUGCCAGGAGGGCUACAAGGGCUUCAACUGCCAAGUCGUUAUUCCUGAACUCUGUGAAAACACAAACGGCGGCUGUGAACAUUUCUGCAACGUGGUCCGAGGCAGCGUCCAGUGUUCCUGCGCUGACGGAUACUUCUUAGCAUCGGACGAUAAAUCCUGCGACUCCAACGAGAAAUUCAAAUGUGGAGCCCUCAUCACGGAAAACAUCCGGAGCGUCUUCAGGUACGAGAGGAACAUGACGGCCAAUGUGACGACGGUCAAUGCGACGGUGGAGAACGUGAUGGGUCUGAACGGUACCAUCAACAACACUGAGCAGCGAGACAUGGACGUUCUGUCCUCCGCAAAGACCAUCUUACCAAGAGUUACCGAGCAGAGGAUCAUCUCUCAGAUGGCCGGAAUGACUCGCAUCGUCAACGGAGAAGACUGUCCACCUGGAGAAUGUCCAUGGCAGGCUCUGCUCCUCAAUGAGGAUCACCAGGGGUUCUGUGGUGGAACAAUCCUCAACGAAUACAUCAUCCUGACCGCCGCCCACUGCAUGAACCAAUCACAGUACAUCUACGUCAAGCUCGGUGAGUUUGACAGGUUGGUGAAUGAAAGUAACGAAGUCGACCACACGGUGGAGACCAUCGUGACCCACAACAGGUACCAACCCAACACCUACCACAACGACAUCGCCCUCAUCAAACUGGCCACGCCCAUCAAGUUCAGCAGGUACAUCCUGCCAGCCUGUCUACCUGAGCAGGACUUCGCCGAAAAGGUCCUGAUGAAUCAGCCCGAUGGGAUAGUCAGCGGUUUCGGGCGUCUGGGUGAAGGUCGGCGGCCGUCCACCAUCCUGCAGCGCCUCACACUUCCAUACGUCGAUCGAAAGACCUGCUUGGAGUCCACAAGGCUGAAGAUCUCCGCCCGCAUGUUCUGCGCCGGGUACGACUCCAUCGCCAAGGACGCCUGUCAGGGCGACAGCGGCGGACCACACGUCACACGCUACCGGGACACCUACUUCGUGACGGGUAUCGUGAGCUGGGGCGAAGGCUGCGCCCGCGAUGGGAAGUACGGCAUCUACACCCAGGUGUCCAAGUUCACGCGCUGGAUCCGAGAGGGCGUCAGCCGGCUGGUUCCCCAGGACAAGAACGGAACCCGCCGGAAGAGGAACCACAGCGCCAUCAAGAGGCUGGUCAUGUAGCACGCCUGGAACAUUUCUGUAAUACUCUAUUGCCUGUAACAUGUCUACUAUAAUACAACUGUAACACGUCUACAACACGUCUGUAACAUGUCUACUACAACACAUGUAACACAUUGACAACAUGCCUAUAGCACUUCAAGUACAACACACCUGUAACACGUAUACUACAACAAAUGUAAUGCAUCUACUACAUGCCUGUAACACAUUAACUACAACAGGCCUGUAAAACGUCUAUUACAACACACCUGUGACAUGUCUACUAUAACACACCUGUAACACGUCAACUACAACACACCUGUAACACGUCAACUACAACAUGCCUGUAACACGUCAACUACAACAUGCCUGUAACACGUCAACUACAACACACCUGUAACACGUCAACUACAACACACCUGUAACACGUCAACUACAACAUGCCUGUAACACGUCAACUACAUCAUGCCUGUAACACAUCAACAUCAACACACCUGCAACACGGCUACUACAAUAUGCCUUUAGCACGUCUACUACAACAAAUGUAAUGCAUCUACUACAUGCCUGUAACACAUUAACUACAACAGGCCUGUAAAACAUCUAUUACAUGUCUACUAUUACAUGCCUGUAACACAUCAACAUCAACACACCUGUAACAUGUCUAUUACAUGCCUGUAACACGUCAGUACCCAACUGGAGGACAGAUCAUAUCUGAGCCACAGAACCAACGUUGACUUUGGUCCAGUCAGCAGCUGGUGAAGUUCUCUAGGUUCUCCUCUCGGUUCUUCACAUGUUCUUUGUGGUUCUAGACAUGAGGCAGCAGAACCGUUGCUGGAAACACGUGGAGAAGAAUCUGUUUCUUCAUCGAACAGAAAAACAUGAAACCAGUUUGUUGUUUCUUCAACGAAAACCAGUUCUUGGUUCUAGUUUGAGAUGUCUGACGGUUAAACAGGUUCUACUUUCACAUAUUUCAUCACGUGUUAAACUGAAUCCUGCAGCUUCCAGUAGAACUUAGUUUAGUCUUUAAUCUUCUGUCAACCAAAAGCCUGUUUCUGUGUUUUGUCUUUCUUGUUUUUGCCUGAAAUGAGCUGAAGAUGAAAUAAAAACCGAGAACCAAACGUUUCUUAUCAGCAUCAUGGAGAACUUUAGAACUAAUGUAGAACAUUAUGUCCAACUGUAAAAACUUCUGGAUGAAAUGAUUCUGAUUUUCCAGCAUGAAGGAGAAAAUGUUUACUGAAAAAAUGAAUUUCACAACCUCAGUUUUAAAAAUGUGGACAGAAAGUUUGAGAGUGGAUCAGUACAUUAAUAAUAAUAAUACUAAUAUAAACUAAGGGCUGCAGUGUAAAUCGGUUGCAGCUCCUGGAUCUCUGAGCUUCAGCUAAAAAACCUGAACCCAUGAAAUGAUUAAUCUGCUGAUGAAGCCUUGUUUACCUCAAAUAAACAGUUUCAGAGGUC
This is a messenger RNA of Acanthochromis polyacanthus (spiny chromis), 3168 nucleotides long. It is a transcript of the gene f10, whose product is annotated as coagulation factor X. Lineage: Eukaryota; Metazoa; Chordata; Actinopteri; Pomacentridae. Gene Ontology annotation, biological process: blood coagulation; proteolysis. Gene Ontology annotation, cellular component: extracellular region. The record is from RefSeq and is a predicted model, not a curated record. The transcript is spliced from 9 exons. Gene Ontology annotation, molecular function: serine-type endopeptidase activity; calcium ion binding. The coding region runs from base 223 to 1737 and encodes 504 amino acids.